Messenger RNA from Entrophospora candida, 474 nucleotides. Lineage: Eukaryota; Fungi; Glomeromycota; Glomeromycetes; Entrophosporales; Entrophosporaceae. The record is from the annotation of a GenBank genome assembly.
AUGAGUGACCCAGAUUAUUAUUAUUGUCCUUCCUACUCACCAAUAUUUGGCGCUUUGGGUUUUGGAGCCGCUUAUGGCACAGCCAAGUCUGGAGUAGGAAUAUCUACGAUGGGUGUUUUACAUCCUGAAUUAGUUAUGAAAUCCAUUGUUCCUAUUAUUAUGGCUGGUAUUAUUGGUAUUUACGGCUUGGUGGUUUCAGUUUUGAUUUCUGAUAAUCUCAAAGCGAAAAUGCCUUUAUACACUGGAUUCAUUCAACUUGGUGCAGGUUUAAGUGUUGGUCUUUCAGGUCUUGCAGCAGGAUUUGCAAUUGGUGUUGUUGGAGAUGCUGGCGUGCGUGCAUCUGGACAACAACCAAGAUUAUUCGUAGGAAUGAUUCUUAUUCUUAUUUUUGCUGAAGUAUUGGGUCUUUACGGAUUAAUCGUUGGAUUAAUCUUGAAUACCAAAGCUACUACUAGCGAUGUUGCUUGUGGAUAA